GCCUACAAUCUUAUCCACCCAAGAACUGAAAACAUGGCUACUAUCCUCUCCACUACUGUUCUCAAUCUCUUCUUGAUCCCAUCUUUCUUUCUCGCUCUCCUACUCACCCCAGCUUGCAAAGCUGACAACAUCUUAUAUCCGGGUGAAACUCUCUGCACUAACGACCAUCUGGAAUAUGGGAGCUAUAGUUUUACAAUUCAAGAAGCCUGCAAUCUGGUCUUAUAUGAUAACGGAAACCCCAUUUGGGCAUCCAACACUGGCGAGCGGUCUAGGAAUUGCCAUUUCACCAUGCGAACUGAUGGGAAUCUUGUGGUAUAUGAUCCUAACGGAGUUGCAAUUUGGGCUAGUAAUACUGACCGAGACGAAGGCUUCUACGUUCUAAUCCUUCAAAAGGAUAGAAAUGUAGUCAUCUAAUGUGGGGCCAUUUGGGCUACUGCUAGUAAUACAUAUGAGAGCAGUGCAAUGCCAGUGGUCACUGUGGUCAGCGCCGCUAAAACUAAUCGCACCGCUGUGGUUGAUGGAUCUGGGAUCAUCACAAACAUCUGAGAAGAUCAAUGCAUUGUGUUGAAAUGCAUACAUUUUCCUUUGGCCUAAGUUCUAUAUUUAUCUAUGUGUGUGCUGCAUGUCUUGUUUGAAAAUUUGAAUGAAUCUUAGUAAUAUAUUAGAGUACUUUUGGGUUAA
This is a messenger RNA of Magnolia sinica, 681 nucleotides long. Its product is annotated as mannose-specific lectin-like. The transcript has a single exon. Lineage: Eukaryota; Viridiplantae; Streptophyta; Magnoliopsida; Magnoliales; Magnoliaceae. Bases 34 to 414 code for a protein of 126 amino acids. The record is from RefSeq and is a predicted model, not a curated record.